Meloidogyne enterolobii is the source of this 1659-nucleotide messenger RNA. Lineage: Eukaryota; Metazoa; Nematoda; Chromadorea; Rhabditida; Meloidogynidae. The record is from the annotation of a GenBank genome assembly.
CAGAUGUUAACAAUUUGUGUCAUUUUCUCCAUAUUAUUUUUGUCAAUCUUCCUUUAUAAACUUCAUUUUAUGCCAAGAUUGGACGAUCCAUAUGAUAUUCCUUGGCCAAGUUUUAUUUGUAUGAUUGUAAUGGGUACACUUGUAGCAAUGGGAUAUGCAUUUCAUUUUUUAUUUAAACUGGCAUUUCAAGAUUGUCCACAUGUUAGUGAUGGAGAUAUAAUUACUUUACUUAUUAGAUCAACACAACGUGCAGGACUUGUUGUUUUUGCUAUACUUUCUGUAUUUUACCUUAUUAGACGAGCUAAUUUUGGUUCAUUAAAUACUUGUUUUGAUACACUGACACGUACAAUGUUCAACACUACUUUAGUGUUAUUCCGUCUUGAUUUAAUAGGUUCAAAAGUUUAUGGAACAAUUGAGGAAUUAUGUCAAGAUGAGACUGUUCAAAUGGCUUUAGAAAUAUUUUGCCCAGAAGAGACGCAUAGUCAUUUUCAGGGAAAUAUAAAUUAUUGUAAUGCAUCAACAGAAAAAGAACUUGUUUGGGUUGGAUUAAGUAAAAAUCUUCUUUAUCCAGGAAUUAUUAGUUUGGCUACAGAAUUUAUUCCUGUUCUACUUGUUGUUCAUUGGCUAGUUUGUGGUUAUGGAGAGAAAAGAGCUGAAUUUUUGGCUAAAAAGAAAAUGUUAACAUCUGCUUUAAAAAUGCCUGGUUUUGUUUUUAACAUGGCAUUACCUGAGGGAAGUAUUCGCCACCCAGCAAAACCUCUAAAUGCUCCACCAAUUCCCAGCUGGAGUGAAAAUAUAAUGAAAAAUUUAUCUAAAAUUUUGUUUGGGAUGGGAUUUUUAAUUUGGUUAUUUUCUUUUUAUUUGUAUUUGAGAAUGAAUGGAGUUAAAGAUGGAAUACCUAUAUUACAAUCACCUUCAGAUAAUUUAAUUAAUGAAUCUGUCUCUGUUACUAAAUUUGUUUUUGCUUUAACACAAAUUGUUCUUCGAAUUUUGCUUUACAAUUGGACAAGGAAAAUUCCUUGUGAAACAUUAGAUGUCAUAUACAGAGCUGAUUCUUUUGUUGAUAAAUUAAUGAUGUUUACAACCUUGCCAUUUAUGGUCCCAGCUUCAUUAGCCCAAUUUCUUGAACGUCUUUAUUUCUUCAGAAGUAAUGGAAGUGGUACUUCUUUAUUAGAAGCUGUUGUUCUUCUAGAUGCCCCAAUAUUACUAAAUAUUGUAUCAAAAUGGCUAGAAGCAUUUUCUCUGUGUACACUAAUUUCUUUACCAAAAACCGUUCUUCACCAACAUAAAGGGCUUUUCCAGGAUUUAAUUAUAGCUUCAAUCGGGCUUAACUUUUUUGAUUUUUUCUCAACAUAUUUUUCUCUUGAUGAAAUAAUGCAUCAUAUAGAUUAUUUUAUUGCUUCUUUUCGAGUAAAAGGAAAUACUUUUGAUGAAGUUUUUACAGUCAUUGGUGUCUUGGCCAAACUUUUAACAUUUUCGAAUUUUCUUUUUACUUUUACUUGUGCUUUGGCAUGGUGUGAAUUAUUUUUGAGAUAUCGUAAACAAAAAGCAAUCUAUAAAGCUGUUAAAGUUGAAAGAAUUGAGGGGACAAUUUCAAAACAAAAUACUAGAAAUUCCCUUACUAAUGAUGUUGGUGAAAAUACAGCAAGACCUUGUUAA